This is a messenger RNA of Saccostrea cuccullata (small rock oyster), 3195 nucleotides long. RefSeq lists its product as uncharacterized. The record is from RefSeq and is a predicted model, not a curated record. The transcript is spliced from 3 exons. Bases 246 to 2429 code for a protein of 727 amino acids. NCBI's taxonomy places the organism in Eukaryota, Metazoa, Mollusca, Bivalvia, Ostreida, Ostreidae.
GCUUUACACAGCCACGGGAGCAGAGUGCUGAGCACCACUCCUCGCCCUGAUAACUCGGUGUAGCGAUAAAAACUUAUGCCCAAUCUGAAUUUAUAAUCAAGCUUUUAGUAUAUUGAGUGGCUUCAAGAUGCUCCACCAAUGCGCUUCGACCUCACAGAAGUUAUUUUUAGCCCGAGAUAAGGAAACGGCGGUGGGGCUUUCUUUGUGAAGCUGGUUGAAGUUCGCUGAAGAAAAAUCAGAUAACCAUGGCAACCAAUAAACCUGGAAGGAUUGCGCUCAUCUUCACCACCCUAUUCCUGUUCGCCGCAAUGACAGCGCUCUCCAUACUGAACAAAUAUUUUGGGAAGGAUUUAGGUAUAUUCCAUCGGUCGACUGGCGAUGUUUCUAGGAAGUAUCCAUUAAUGAUUACUCCGCCAUGGCCGAUCUACUUUAUAUGGUACAUAGUGUUCGCACUGGAACUAGUUCUGAUUCUUUACGGUAUUACGACAAUCUGUCGUAAAACGAAGGGCGGGAGGAGUAUUUAUCUACUGUCUCUCACUCCGCCGCGGAUCUACGGUCUUCUGGUCGCCAACAAUUUGGCGGUGGUGCUAUGGUUAUACCUUUGGAACUGGGAAUACACAGUGGCAUCGUUCAUCAUCGUCUUCACUCUACCUGUCACCAUGUACAUCAGCUUCUACACCUCUCUUAAACAGCUCUUCAACAACUUUGCAGUCCUUAUUCAGGAAGACACCCAAAGCGAAAUAUGGGUUGUGAGAUUUCUCGUUCAAAAUGGCCUUGGAUUUAUUUCGGCAUGGCAGACAAUUGUCAUGUUCAUAAAUCUAGGAGUGGUUCUGAGAUACGAAGUGGGCAUUUCUGAUGAAAUCAUCUUUCUGGCGUUACUAGGCGCUAUGGCGUUGCUCGAAUUGGCAUGGUUCUGGUUGGACGUCUUCGUGUUUGACCGAUACACAAGAUAUAUUCUUCUGCCUUAUAUUCCGUGGCUGGCAGUAUGUUGCGGACUUAUAUGGAAACUACAGACUCUCUUUGACGCAUGGGGUAGAGACACCAUUACACUUUUCUGCUGUAGCGUGCUUGCGCUACUGUGUAUAACUGUCAAGAUCAUCUUUCUGAUCUUCAGACAUAAGAAAAGUAACAUGAAGAAGAAUGUGGACAAAAGUAUCGAGGACAAAACCGAGAAGACGGACGACGAAAAGAAUUCUGAAAUGAAAAAUAAAACAUGCGUCACUUUUGCUGUUGAGAAUGAACAGGUCAACGUCGCAAACGAAAAUCAGAAAAAAAUACCCGAAAAUGAAUCUAAUAAAGGGCCGUUACAAUGUCCUUUAGUACCAGCAAGCGAGGUUCAAUAUAACAGAAUAGAAAUGCAAGAACAAGCAGCAGAUGCUGCGAACACUGUUAUUGUUCACAGUGACGCAAAGGAAUCGAACGCUAUUGAGACUAUUCCAACUUCGGGACCACCAAAACAGGAGGAACCAAUGGAAGAAAGUUCUCUUGACAACCAUGGUGUUGCAGUUGAAAAAGUGGAGGGUGAUAAAAGUGAACAAGCAGAAUUACAAGAGGAGGAGUCUAUACCAGAAACAGCGGAGGAUGAGGCGUUACAACCAGACGUAGUGGGAGAAAGAGUCGAAGAACCGACAGGGGAGGAGAGUGAGGAAAAUACUCCCGAGGUACAACCAGAAGUAGAAACUGUACCGUGUCACACAAUGGAAAACACAAUCCAAGAAACCGUGCCAGAACAAGAGCAAGUGCAAAGCAAAUUAAAUCCGUCUGAGCAAGAACAUGUAUCUGACGACAUCGAAUGUGCAAACCAACCAGAAAAAUUAAUAGACAUUGAUGAACAAGAAUGUCUAGAACCUAACCAAUCAGAGUUUGUAUUGGAACCAUCGUUAGGAAACGACCUGAAUAGUUUAGAUCAAAUCUCCAAAGAAAAUGAAAGAGAAAGUAGACCAAUCGAUAAUGAAUCUGUCAAUUCAACAACAGCGCAAGUGGACGAUCCAAUGGAGGAUUUUGACGUAGAGAAUGAGCCAGUAGACGAGGAACCGGAACUGAACCAGACGCCCCCGCCUCUAUUAGAGGACGAGGAAUAUGAAGGCACCUACAUCGUCAGAGAGCCUGGGGUAGAGGACGAGUACCAGUACGAUCCCUCGGAGAACGACCAGCAGGACCCCGUCCCUGAUGACACUCUACCCUCUCCCCCAGUGUCCCCUGAUUCUGACCCCCUCCCUAGUCCGCCCACCGCCCCGGUGUCUGAUGGGGAGGAGUAUGAUGAAUCAGAGGGAGAGGAAGCGCCACCCGUCCCACCUCAGGACUAUAACAUGCCCAACAAAUCAUAUCAAAUCUCAUCAGAACCCGGCGAGUCCCAGCCGAUAACCACCAACGGCUUCAGCGAACAGAGACGACCAGAAAGCUUUGGGACUGUUGACACUGCUGUGUGACUGUAGCUGUGUACAUUCAGUUAAAUUAGAACAGCUAGAAGAACAACAGUGCAAUAUCGGAAGGGAGGGGGGGGGGUAGGAAAGUGGAGCUAAGUGCUACUUACUGAAGAAUACUCAUGACAAUUUUAUAUUGUUUUUGUACAGUUUGUAUAUAUGGGACCAUAGUUGUCUGCAACUUCAUUUUUUUUUUCAGAGAUGCACUUGUCAUAUAUGCUUGAUUCAAAUAAGACUUGCAAACUUUUUUAUUCAAAUUAAGCAAAGUGGAGUAAAACAACAUAACUGAAUAUACCUCAAAGUUCAAGUAUUUAAGUUUGACAGUGAACUGAAGAGCGGUGUUAAUUUUGCUCACUCAAACAUCAACGUUACUUGGGUGAAACUAUUCUUUUAAAUAACGGGGAUUUAUUUUUGUUUGGAAAAAAAGAGACAAAAUAUCUGUAGUCUUAUGAAUCAUGCAUAAUUCAUACACAAUAGAAAUUGCUUUCAUUUACUAAUAUCUUUUACUUUUUAGCAAUAAUCAAUUGUCAUUGAAUGCAUAUAUAGGCCUACAUGACAUUAUUAUUCGUGCACUCGAUCUGACAAUUGAAAAUCGCUUGGUAAAAGACGCAUUAUUGACUCGUCUUGUACAUGUUCUUGUUUUCAUGUCUACCUCUGCCUUCUUUGUCGGACAUAAUUGUACAUUGUAUUUUCAUUUUGCUAUCCAUUGUACAUAUUCACUUGUGUUUUCAAAUCAUAUAGAUUUUGAAAUAAAAUAGACAAUUAGGUAUAA